Messenger RNA from Penicillium diatomitis, 867 nucleotides. Its product is annotated as ribosome-recycling factor. Lineage: Eukaryota; Fungi; Ascomycota; Eurotiomycetes; Eurotiales; Aspergillaceae. Bases 1 to 867 code for a protein of 288 amino acids. Gene Ontology annotation, molecular function: ribosomal large subunit binding. Gene Ontology annotation, biological process: translation. The record is from RefSeq and is a predicted model, not a curated record. The transcript has 3 exons. Gene Ontology annotation, cellular component: mitochondrion.
AUGUACCUUGGAACACAUACCUCUCAGUACGGUUUCCAAAAUGCAACGCCUCCCGGUCACUCGCCUGGCGCUGCUAUCAUCGCGCAGCGUCCCCCGUGUCGCUCGCCUGCGCCAUUGUCCCGCUUGACAACGGCCACACCUCGCCGCAGCGCAGUUCCCCAACUCCGCCGUCCCUUUACCACCUCCCCCGCCUUAUACAAGAAGAAAGACAAAGCGUCUUCGAAAAAGGGCUCCAACGCAGACGCCGAGUCCUCAGGGUCAUCGAGCUCCGUCGCCGCUGCCGGCGCCGAUGAUCCAUACGACCUGUCCGCGCUCCACUCCGGCAUCACCAAUGCGCUCUCCCGAUUAAAGGACGACUUGUCCAAGCUCCGUUCAGGUGGUCGCUUCAACACGGCAGUCUUGGAGAGUCUCAAGGUCCAAUUGAGCAAGGAUGGCCAGGACACGGCCCGAUUGGGUGAUUUGGCGCAAGUUGUUCCCAAGGGAGGACGGAUGGUGACCAUUCUUGUUGCGGAAGAAGAUCACAUCAAACCGGUCUCAUCCGCCGUCAUCUCCUCAAAUCUCUCUCUGACACCCCAGACCGAUCCCCACAACACGCUACAAUUGAACAUUCCUAUUCCGCCCCCGACCAAAGAAUCCCGGGACAAGAACGUGCAAGCUGCCCGACAGGCCUUUGAAAAAGCGGCAGGUGCGGUUCGCGAUGCGCGAGGUGUCAUCCACAAGCGUCUUCAGGAUAUGCAGAAGAAGAAGAUUGCCCGACCGGAUGAUGUGCGCAAAGCGCAUGAUCAGAUGGAGAAGGUUGCGGAGAAGGGCCAGAAGGAUGUGAAGGAUCUGUUUGAUUCGGCGAAGAAGAGUUUGGAACAAGCGUGA